AUGUCUGAAACAAUUAAAACCGUCAGUAUCCCAAACAUUGCGUGGGACACCGCUGCCAACAUCCACUUCCCACCCAACUUUGACGAGAAGAAGAAGUACCCAGCUAUCGUGUCGGCCCACCCUAUCGGCUCAUGCAAAGAGCAGACCUCGGGCAAUGUCUAUGGCAAGGCAGUGGCUGAAGUAGGCUUCGUGGUUGUCGCGUUUGACGCAUCUUUCCAGGGCGCCUCGGGUGGAGAGCCCCGGUACGUUGAGAAUCCCGAGUUUCGAGUCUCCGACUUUCGCUACGUGGUCGACUACAUCCAAACGCUCCCGUACGUCGACCCCGAGCGUAUUGGGGUGCUUGGCAUUUGCGGUGGCGGCGGCUACGCUUUCAACGCCGCCAUGACCGACUACCGCCUUAAGUGCUGCGUUGGCAUCACGCCCGUUAACUUUGGCCGUCUCAGUCGGGAAGGCUUCGGCAACUUCGACCCAGCCGGUUCACUCGAGAAAAUGGCCAAACAGCGCACCCUCGAGGCCCAGGGUGCCGAUCGCUUUGUUAUGAACUACCUCCCUUCGACAGUCGCCGAGGCCAAGAAAAUGACCACGGACCCCGAUGUAGUCCAGGCGACUGACUACUACAAGACCGACCGCGGGAAGGCGCCAUGUGGUGCGACUAGCGGCCUUUUCUCAUUCAAUAGCGCCGCCCUCGCAUGGGAUGCUUUCAACCAUGCAGAAGUUCUCAUGACCCGGCCUUUCAUCGCUGUUGUUGGCGACAUCCCUGGUAGCUUCGGCGCCUACCGUGAUGCCCACGAGAUCCAUGGCCGUGCCGGUUCCAAAGAGAAGUCUAUAGUCGUAGUCCCCGGCGUAUCGCACUAUAUGCUUUACGACGAGCCUAAGGCCGUCAAGAGCGCUCUCGAUCAAGUCCUGCCAUUCCUUAAGAAUCAUCUCGGCGUUGCUAAAUAA
Messenger RNA from Penicillium lagena, 942 nucleotides. RefSeq names its product alpha/beta hydrolase. The transcript has a single exon. NCBI's taxonomy places the organism in Eukaryota, Fungi, Ascomycota, Eurotiomycetes, Eurotiales, Aspergillaceae. Bases 1 to 942 code for a protein of 313 amino acids. The record is from RefSeq and is a predicted model, not a curated record.